AUGAACACCGACAAUGUUUGGAAAGUUCUGAUUGUCGGAAACAGCGGAGUAGGCAAAAGCAGCGUGUUGAUGCGCUUCGUCAGCAACGACUUCAAAGAAGACGUACUGGCCACAAUCGGCGUCGACUUCAAAAUGAAAGUGCUGAAAAUCGGCGACGAGACUCACAAACUCGCGCUGUGGGACACUGCGGGCCAAGAACGGUUCCGCGGGCUGGCGUCGAGUUACUACAAAGGCGCGCACGCGUGCAUCGUGAUGUACGACGUCGCAGACCGCGCAAGCUUUGACGCGACGCUGUACUGGAUCAAAGAAGUCAAGGACAACUGCAUGACGGACCCGCUGUUCUGCAUCGUCGGCAACAAGAUCGACCGGCGCACGCCCGAGAACCAGGCGCUCUGCAUCAGCGCAGAGGAGGGCCGCAAUUUGGCAAUGAAACACCGCUGCCUGUUCCUCGAGACCAGCGCGCUGAGCAAUGAAGGCAUUCAGACGCUCUUCAACCAACUGCCCGGAAAACUUUCUGAAAUCUUCAGCAAGGAGCGGCUAAGACCGCGUCCCGGCGUCAAGCUCAGCGAUCAGCAGCAAAAGCCGCACAGUUUGUGCCCGUGCUGA
Molecule: messenger RNA, 606 nt
Organism: Dermatophagoides pteronyssinus (European house dust mite)
Lineage: Eukaryota; Metazoa; Arthropoda; Arachnida; Sarcoptiformes; Pyroglyphidae
Product: ras-related protein Rab-18-like
Source: RefSeq, a predicted model, not a curated record